Lotus japonicus is the source of this 2021-nucleotide messenger RNA. RefSeq names its product probable anion transporter 3, chloroplastic. Gene Ontology annotation, cellular component: plastid. Gene Ontology annotation, molecular function: phosphate transmembrane transporter activity. The transcript has 8 exons. Gene Ontology annotation, biological process: transmembrane transport. Lineage: Eukaryota; Viridiplantae; Streptophyta; Magnoliopsida; Fabales; Fabaceae. Bases 240 to 1778 code for a protein of 512 amino acids. The record is from RefSeq and is a predicted model, not a curated record.
GUGCGUGCAGGUGCAGCUUGUCUCUCUUUCUUUCUUUCUUUCUUUCUUUCUUUCUUCACUUACAAUCCAAUUCUCAUGGUAGUUGAUUGUUGAACGCGUUACAGUUCCACCAAACUCACCCUCCAUCCGGAGAUUCUUCCAACACACAAAGAGAACCUCAAUCUUCAUCAUUUUCACAUAAUGAUUCCAACCAUUCAUUGAAUUCAUGUUUAGUUUUGUUUGACUUUUUUUUUCCUCCAAUGGCUGCUGCUACUACAAACUCAGCACCAUUCCUCUCACGUUGGCGAUCUUCUUCUUCUUCUUCUCGUUGUUCCUUGACACCCCAUUUGAGCUUUGUGAGUUUUAAGAAGGCCCAUUUGGGAUUUGAGUCCAAAAUCUCAUCAAAAGGCUUGGAAUGUUGGAAGGGAAGAAGCAGAGGAAAAAUAGAGCAUUGGAGUGUGAGGUGCUGCACUGCAGAAGGAAUCAAUGGGGAAAUGUUUGUGGGAAGGAGAGGUAGUAGAGAAGAUGGUGUUGUUAGCAAUUAUCAUAUCCCAGAGAGGUUCAAGGUGGUGUGUUUGGUGGCAUGUGUUAUGUGCCUCUGUAAUGCUGACCGUGUUGUUAUGUCUGUGGCUGUUGUUCCUUUGGCUGCAAAACAUGCUUGGUCCACUUCUUUCCUUGGCAUUGUUCAGUCAUCAUUCCUUUGGGGCUACAUAUUCUCUUCAGUGAUAGGAGGAGCUCUGGUGGAUAGAUUUGGAGGAAAGAGGGUGAUGGCUUGGGGUGUAUUUUUUUGGUCUCUGGCAACUCUGCUUACACCUUUGGCUGCCAACCACUCCACAAUGGGGUUGUUGGUGGUUCGUGCUUUCUUUGGACUAGCUGAAGGAGUGGCUCUUCCAUCCAUGACCACUCUUUUAUCAAGGUGGUUUCCAAGUAAUGAGAGGGCAAGUGCAGUUGGAAUCUCAAUGGCUGGAUUUCAUAUGGGCAAUGUCAUAGGCUUGUUGCUGACACCAGUUAUGUUGUCCACUACUGGAAUUUCUGGUCCUUUUAUAUUAUUCUCAUCUCUUGGGCUGCUCUGGGUGAUGACAUGGGCCUAUCGGGUUACCGAUGAUCCUCUAGAAAGUAAUUUCAUCAGCAGAUCAGAACUAAGAGUAAUCCAAGCUGGAAAAACUGGUUCUCCUAAGAAAAGAAAUAAAUUUCCUCCACUAGGUCUUCUGUUAUCAAAACUACCAUCAUGGGCUAUAAUAUUUGCCAAUGCAACUAACAAUUGGGGCUACUUUGUUCUCCUCUCAUGGAUGCCAGUUUAUUUCAAAAGUGUAUAUAAUGUGAACUUGAAGCAGGCAGCUUGGUUCAGUGCAAUUCCAUGGGCAACAAUGGCCAUUUCAGGUUAUCUAGCUGGUGCUUCAUCAGAUUUCUUAAUCAAUGCAGGGUACCCCACAACAUUUGUCCGUAAGUUUAUGCAGACCAUUGGAUUCAUGGGACCAGCAGGGGCCUUGCUUUGCUUGAAUUAUGCCAAAACACCUGCAAUUGCAGCUACACUCUUGACUGCAGCUUUAAGCUUGAGUUCUUUUAGCCAGGCUGGCUUUAUGCUCAACAUACAAGACAUUGCUCCACAGUAUGCAGGAAUUCUACAUGGAAUAUCAAAUUCGGCUGGAACUUUAGCAGCUAUCAUAAGCACAAUUGGAACUGGUUAUUUUGUGCACUGGCUGGGAUCAUUUCAGGCAUUCUUAACUGUAACAGCAGUUCUCUAUGUUGUGACAACCAUUUUUUGGAAUCUUUUUGCGACAGGCGAGCAAGUUUUAUGACCUCAUCCCAUCCAAAGUUCCCCACACCUUGAGUUUCUUAUCAACAAAAGUACGGGAAAUCGUAAAUUUCAAAUUUUUGUUGUCUUCUAUAGAAAUGAUUGAAAAGCAUUUUUUUGCCCCACUAGUUUCUUUCGUAAAUCGUAUGUGAGAUAGCAUUUAUGAGGGUUUGUUUGUAAAUCUUUUUACAAUUGAUUUUAAAGUCAAAAUUAAUUUAAGGGGAAGUUUUUGUGAGUAGUUUUUUCA